Messenger RNA from Amaranthus tricolor (Joseph's coat), 2095 nucleotides. RefSeq names its product calcium-dependent protein kinase 1-like. Gene Ontology annotation, biological process: protein autophosphorylation; intracellular signal transduction; peptidyl-serine phosphorylation. Gene Ontology annotation, molecular function: calcium-dependent protein serine/threonine kinase activity; calcium ion binding; calmodulin binding. Gene Ontology annotation, cellular component: nucleus; cytoplasm. The record is from RefSeq and is a predicted model, not a curated record. Lineage: Eukaryota; Viridiplantae; Streptophyta; Magnoliopsida; Caryophyllales; Amaranthaceae. The coding region runs from base 120 to 1670 and encodes 516 amino acids. The transcript has 8 exons.
AAACAAACAAGACACAAGUCCACCCAAGACUCGAACCCAAAACCGCGUCUCCUUCUUCCUUCCGUCCUCAUUUUCUCCUCUUCCUUUUCUCUCAUCAGUCCACCCGACCCAACUAAAAAAUGGGAAACUGUAAUGGCUUACCUUCCACUCCCUCUUAUCUCCGCCCGUACGAUCAUUCUCCCUCCUCCAUGUCAUCAUCUUCUUCACCUCACCCGCCGCGGCGGCCACAACCACAGCCGUCACACCAUCCACCUUCUUCUUCCAAUGCGGGCCGGGUCCUGGGUCGCCCCUUUGAAGACAUUCGAUCCACAUACACAUUCGGGCGUCAAUUAGGUCGUGGCCAAUUCGGUAUAACCUAUUUAGUUACUCACAAAAAAUCGAAACAAAAAUUCGCUUGUAAAUCAAUCGCAAAUCACAAACUUAUCAAUCAAGAUGAUAUUGACGAUGUUCGUCGUGAAGUUCAAAUUAUGCAUCAUCUUACUGGUCAUAGAAACAUUGUUGAACUUCAUGGUGCGUAUGAAGAUCGUCAUUCUGUUAAUUUGAUUAUGGAAUUGUGUGGCGGUGGAGAACUUUUUGAUCGGAUUAUUGCUAAAGGACAUUAUUCCGAACGUGAAGCGGCUAAAUUGUUUAGACAGAUUGUUACUGUUGUGCAUAAUUGUCAUUCUAUGGGUGUUAUUCAUAGAGAUCUCAAACCUGAGAAUUUCUUGUUUUUGAGUUCGGAUGAAGAUUCGCCAUUGAAAGCUACUGAUUUUGGUCUUUCUGUAUUCUUUAAGCCUGGAGAAGUCUUUAGAGACCUUGUUGGAAGCGCAUAUUAUGUAGCUCCUGAGAUUUUACGUCGUAGCUAUGGUGCUGAGGUUGAUGUUUGGAGUGCUGGAGUGAUAUUAUACAUCCUCCUUAGUGGAGUUCCACCAUUUUGGGGAGAGAAUGAGCAGGAAAUUUUUGAUUCUAUUCUGCGGGGCAGUCUUGAUUUCAGUUCAGAUCCAUGGCCUUCUAUAUCUAACCCUGCCAAAGACCUCGUGAUGAAGAUGUUGCAACAGGAUCCUAAGGAGAGGCUUUCAGCUCAUGAUGCUUUAAAUCAUCCAUGGAUGAAAGAGGAUGGAGAAGCUCCUGAUAAGCCAAUUGAUAUUGCUGUUUUGACUAGAAUGAAGCAGUUUAGGGCAAUGAACAAACUAAAAAAAGUAGCACUAAGGGUAAUUGCCGAGAAUCUUUCUGAAGAAGAAAUUAUGGGUUUGAAGGAAAUGUUUAAAUCUAUGGAUACAGACAAUAGUGGAACUAUUACCUUUGAAGAGUUAAAGGCCGGUCUUCCAAAGCUCGGAACUAGACUUUCUGAGUCUGAAGUCAGGCAGUUAAUGGAUGCGGCUGAUGUCAACGGUAAUGGAACCAUCGAUUACCUGGAGUUCAUUACAGCUACAAUGCACAUGAAUAGAAUGGAGAAGGAGGAUCAUCUGUACAAAGCCUUUGAGUAUUUUGAUGAGGAUAAGAGCGGGUACAUUACCAUGGAAGAAUUGGAGCAAGCCUUGAAAAAGUAUAAUAUGGGUGACGCCAAAACAAUAAGGGAGAUAAUUGCAGAAGUUGAUACAGAUAAUGAUGGUAAAAUUAAUUAUGACGAAUUUGUUGCCAUGAUGAAGAAAGGCAACCCUGAUGUACUUACAAACAGACGGAGGAGAUGAUUCGUACGACAGAUCUAUGGAGAUUUAUUUUAAGGCAACUAGAUUGUUAUUCGAUUAACAAAGCCAAUGCAGUCCAAUUAUUAUGUAAAAUCUUGUAUAUGUAUUCAGAUUCUGUGUUUGUAUAUAGGUAUACAAAUGUUUGGUAUUGUACUAACUUUGGAUUAUCCAGGUCAACUUAGAUCCAUCUGGUGUAAAUUAGUGGUCUGUUGUCAUACAAUUCUUGUAUAAGGUUAUAAAUAUUCUCUAAUGAACCAAAGGAAAUUGGGGCUUUUGUAUGCUGUAGCAACGGUUGGAACAUGGAUCGUGGAUGAUUGUGGAUAUGUUGUAGGAAUUGGAUGUUGUAAGUUUGUAAUUGAGACACUACAUUAUUUAUGAAUAAAUAUUUUUGUUCUCUUUUGUGGCACGAUAAACACUCGUUUUAAGAU